AUGGAGGCCAACAGCAGCAGGGAGCUUGAAGCCAGGAAUUAUUUGGAAAAACAUCGGAUUAUGGAGUUGCUGACCUAUCUCGCCAGCGCCCUCCUCUUUUUCCGGCCGGAAAAACCAAGAGAGUAUUUAAUAUCUAUAUUGGAACGGCUGAGAAUUGCCAAAGUAUCAGGCGUGGCUUUCCCUUUCUUUAUGGAUAACUCUAACAUUGCAGCCAUGUUUCAGAUGCUGGACUCCUCGAAUAAAGGAUCCAUAUCAUUUAUACAGUAUAAAGAAGCCCUAAAAACCCUGGGUCUGUGUACUGCAGAUGAAGUUUUAAAAGAUGAUGGACUUGGAAUAACUUGUGAAAAAUUCAUGCGUGAAGUGAACAAGAGGACUCAAGAAAUAUGGUCAGCAUUUUAA
This is a messenger RNA of Lipotes vexillifer (Yangtze River dolphin), 399 nucleotides long. It is a transcript of the gene EFCAB10, whose product is annotated as EF-hand calcium binding domain 10. The record is from RefSeq and is a predicted model, not a curated record. Lineage: Eukaryota; Metazoa; Chordata; Mammalia; Artiodactyla; Lipotidae. The coding region runs from base 1 to 399 and encodes 132 amino acids. The transcript has 4 exons. Gene Ontology annotation, molecular function: calcium ion binding.